CAAGGGCUAGUUUUGUCGCGACAAGCCAAUGGAGCUAUCUCGUCCAGACCAGCUGCGAUAGUUGACAGAGGAGAUUGCGAUAAGACCCAGUCAUAGAGCCACAUGCUCUACGCAUAUAUUUAAAUCAGCUAGCGUUCGCGUGAACCAACAAUUGAUCGCCCGAUCCUUAACAAUUUUCUGCGCUACCCGCCGCUGAAACCUAGUAUAUAGUAUACCUCGACGCCGGACAAUCUGUUCAACAGUCGCAUCCGUAACAACAAGCAAUGGGUUGGUGGUGGAGCUCCGCUCCUAACCAGGGAGAAGCGGUGUCGCAAACUGAACCUCCCCGCGCUGCACCUUCACAAUCUCCGCCCGACCACAUGAAAAGCCCUGAGCCAACUCUCCCCGAACACCUCAAGCCCGUCAGUCGCGAUGAACUCGCCGAAGCAGAGUUACAAUCCCUUCUAAAUAGCUUCCAGAAUGAGAGUAACACUUCUACAUCCUCUCACUCAUCACAAUCAUCGUCAUCGUCAUCGUCAACAACAACACCACCACCAUCCGCCAGCGAACCCACCUACUACCCACCUUCUUCUACCUCGAAUAAUGAUUCAACUGAAAUCCCUACAAAUAUCUCCCCCGAAACCCUAUACCCGACUACCAUGUCCUGCCGAUCGGCCUUCGACUACGCCUUUUUCUGCCAGUCGUUCGGAGGCCAAUGGGUCAACGUAUACCGAUACGGCGAGCUGCGCUCAUGUAGCGAGCAUUGGUCUGAUUUCUGGUUUUGCAUGCGCACCCGAUCCUAUUCGGAGGAGGAGAAGGCGAAGAUGAUCUCUGACCGAUACCGUAAGAAGGCUGUCAAGUAUAAGACAGGGCCUAGUAGUGAAGACGUGUGGGAUGUCCGGACGGAGCCAGUUAGAGGUGCGUUUCAGGGGGAUUUGAGGGCCUUGGAAAGGGAGAUGAAGGCUGCGGCGCAAAGGGAGAAAGGGGAAGAGGGCGCUUGAGGAGUCGAGUCUCUUCCUAAUUAUUGGUAUUUUUUAGGGGAUGGUUGCUAUUUACAAUGUUUGACUAGAUAUAUAUAUAUAUAUAUACCUUGUAACAAUAUUUUACUCUGAUUCUUAUCUUAGAUCCCAUUUUAUAAUUUCGCCACAAAGCUCAGCCUAUUAUAUGCUAUACAUUCACACGGCUGCAAGAAACCCUUAGCUUAAGAGAUGAGAUUUGGGUGCCGAAAGAGAUCAGGGCGGGUAUUGCUUAAUAAAUUCCUAGUUUCGCAACCGUGUUUUCAAUCGAGCUGCGCAGUUGUCCUUCUCUUCUCCAAUCCUCUUUCACAACUCGAGACGGAGAUUGGUAGAAAAA
This is a messenger RNA of Blastomyces dermatitidis ER-3, 1332 nucleotides long. RefSeq lists its product as uncharacterized. The coding region runs from base 264 to 980 and encodes 238 amino acids. The transcript has a single exon. The record is from RefSeq and is a predicted model, not a curated record. NCBI's taxonomy places the organism in Eukaryota, Fungi, Ascomycota, Eurotiomycetes, Onygenales, Ajellomycetaceae.